This is a messenger RNA of Hyaloscypha bicolor E, 3026 nucleotides long. Its product is annotated as vacuolar protein sorting protein-like protein. Lineage: Eukaryota; Fungi; Ascomycota; Leotiomycetes; Helotiales; Hyaloscyphaceae. Bases 53 to 2980 code for a protein of 975 amino acids. Gene Ontology annotation, molecular function: protein-macromolecule adaptor activity; protein binding. Gene Ontology annotation, cellular component: HOPS complex; endosome. The record is from RefSeq and is a predicted model, not a curated record. Gene Ontology annotation, biological process: organelle fusion; vacuole organization; vesicle-mediated transport. The transcript has 7 exons.
CUCCUCGACAUUUUCUAAACCACAAAUGCCAUGAUUCUCCGGGACUGUUGACAUGGCUUUGAGUUCGUGGAAAACAUUCGAUUUCUUCGAGGUCAGCCCAGUCAACCCGCCAGACGAUGAGAGCAAGGCCUUCUUCGAGAAUAACGAAAUCAGCUGCGUAUGCUCUGGGUCGGAGAAUCUGUUCCUUGGGAGCUACGAUGGCAUCGUGCGAAUUCUCUCAUCAUCUUUCAAGAUCCUGCGAACUUUCCAGGCACACGACAUUGGAUCGAUAACACAUAUGAAACAGGUGGAGGGAACUUCAUUACUGGUUACAAUAGCUGAAGACAUAUCCAACGAACCAGUCUUAAAAGUGUGGGCUCUGGACAAGCCGGUGAAGAAGACAGGUUUACCAACUUGCCAGUCGACACUGAGCAUUCAGAAUGGCCGCAAGCCGUUCCCAAUAUCUGCAUUUACAGCCCUUGAUGAUCUUUCUCAACUCGCUGUAGGCUUUGCAAAUGGUUCGGUUACGGUGGUACGCGGGGAUCUUGUACACGAUAGAGGAGCGAAGCAGCGGACCGUUUACGAAUCCGAAGAGCCCAUCACAGGUGUGGAGUUUCGAGACGAGUCUAGGGUUAUUACUCUCUAUGUUUCAACGACAUCACGCAUUCUGAAGCUUGUGAUAUCUGGGAAGGGCCAAGGACAAGGCGCCCGCGCUAUAGAAGACGCAGGUUGUGCUGUGGGCUGUAUGACCCUCGACGGAAAAAACGGUGAUAUUAUUGUUGUUCGGGAUGAUGCUGUCUACUACUACGGGAUUGAUGGGCGGGGCCCAUGCUAUGCUUAUGAUGGCUCGAAAAGCUUGGUAUCGGUCUUUGGGGACUAUAUUGUCCUGGUCUCUCCUCCUGCAUCCACAACUUCUUCGACAAAGUCGAACACCCUCCGGCGGUUUGGUGGCGCUCAAGCUGAUGUGCUUUUCAAUACUUCGACUUUCACAAUUCUAGACACGAGUCUGCACUUUAUUGCCCAUUCGGAAUCCUUGGUCUCCCAAGUCAAGACGCUGUUCUCCAUUUGGGGCGAUCUCUUUGCACUUACACAAGAUGGCAAGAUCUACCGCUAUCACGAGAGAUCCCUCCAACAGAGACUGGAGAUCAUGUAUCAGCGCAACAUGUUUGUUGCUGCAAUAAAUCUGGCCCAGAAAUCUGGUAUGGAUGUACAACAGCAGAAUGUCAUCUUCCGAAAAUAUGGAGACUAUCAGUACCAGAGGCAAGACUAUGAUGGUGCCAUGCAACAAUAUCUGAAAGCAAUUGAUAACACUGAGCCGUCCCAGGUGAUACGAAAGUUCCUGGACACUCAACGAAUCCACAAUCUCAUCGAGUAUCUAGAGGAAUUGCACGAACACCACAAAGCUACGGCAGACCAUACUACCCUCCUGUUAAAUUGCUAUGCAAAGUUGAAAGACAUUGAGAAGCUGGAGAGAUUCAUCAAAUCACCUGGUGAUCUCAAGUUUGACCUCGACACGGCUAUCUCGAUGUGUAGACAAGGAGGCUACUAUGAGCAAGCCGCUUACCUAGCCACCAAACACGGCGAGCAUGAGCUUGUGGUUGAUAUCUUGAUUGAGGACUCGAAAAAAUAUGCAGAGGCACUCCAAUAUAUCUGGCAUCUAGAGCCAGAAGCUGCAUAUCCGAAUUUGAUGAAGUACGCAAGAGUUCUUUUGGAAAAUUGUCCAAAUGAAUCGACACAACUUUUUAUUGAAUAUUUCACUGGGCAGUAUCAGCAAAAGAAAGAUGUAGUCGUCACACAAGUUGUUGCGCAACAACCGGGCUACGCUGCUGGAGCUGUUAACGCAGUCCAAAAUUUGAAGGAUCUUCUUCCACUUCCCUAUAUGAACCCUUCCGCUGUCACAUCUCCCGCUACACAAGGCAAUGUCGCCGUGGCGAUCAGCGAUGGUCAACUCAUCGAAAACCCCGAUCAAUUAGCCGCACCAUCAUAUACCCCUCCACAACCUCGGACAGCAUUUUCGUCGUUCGUGGAUCACCCGGGCGAGUUUAUAGUCUUCUUGGAAGCAUGUUUGAAGGGAAAAGAUCUCAAAGAGCGCGACAAGAUUGACCUCUACACCACCCUUUUCGAAAUGUAUUUGCACAAGUCAAACGAAAAGAGAGGCGCGAAUCGGGAAGAAUGGGAAGCGAAGGCCAAGAAACUCAUCGAAGGAAAGGAUAUCCCGAUCGACACAUCGAACGUGCUCUUGCUAUCUCAUCUCUCCGACUUCCGUGACGGAACCACCCUCGUCCGCGAGCAAGCUGGACUACGAUUCGAUAUUUUCCGAUCUUAUACAUCUGCCAAAGACACUAGAGGAGCUAUCAAAGCGCUGAAGAAAUAUGGUCCAGAAGAACCUCAGCUCUACCCUGCAGCACUAUCAUAUUUCACAUCAGAUCCGAAGAUCCUUGAAGAAGCUGGCGAUGAACUGGACGCUGUUCUUGAGAAGAUCGAUGAAGAUGGCUUGAUGGCUCCCUUGCAAGUCAUUCAGACUCUCAGUACGAAUGCGGUGGCCACAAUGGGAAUGGUGAAAACUUAUCUUCAGCAAACCAUUGAGCGCGAACGGAAAGAAAUCGCUUCAAAUCGACGACUCAUCUCUUCCUAUCGCAACGAAACCACAGACAAACGGCAGGAAAUGGCGGACCUGAGCAGCAAACCGCAGACAUUCAACAACACCCGAUGUGCGUUCUGCGGCGCACCGCUGACUUUGCCAACGGUGCACUUUAUGUGCAAACACAGUUUCCAUCAGGGAUGCUUGAAUAUGGAGGUUGGAGAGAACGGCCAGGUCGAAGGAGCUUGCACCGUUUGCAAGAAGGACAAUGAUACGAUCCGGGCGAUUAGGAAGGCGCAAGAUGAGAGUGCUGAUAGGCAUGAUAUGUUCUUGGAUGCAUUGGCACGGAGUCACGAUAAAUUCUCCACGAUCAGCGAGUUCUUUGGGAGAGGCGUAAUGGAGGUCCCAUCUGUAGACUGAGAGUAGGUACGAAACCUAAAUAAUAAACCUCAUGACUGUCGCCGAC